Molecule: messenger RNA, 1590 nt
Organism: Penicillium daleae
Lineage: Eukaryota; Fungi; Ascomycota; Eurotiomycetes; Eurotiales; Aspergillaceae
Product: MFS transporter
Exons: 2
Coding region: 1-1590 (529 amino acids)
Biological process (GO): transmembrane transport
Molecular function (GO): transmembrane transporter activity
Source: RefSeq, a predicted model, not a curated record
AUGAUUGCGCGCACCUCUACCCUGCAAGCCAUACAGCUUAACGAGAAGACUCCAUUUUGGAACUUCGGGUCGAGAAGUGUCCCCUCCGAAAUUCUGCACCAUCGUUAUCCAGGUUCAGGGUCUGAAGAUGACCCAUAUGCUGUCUCCUGGCUGCCUAUCGACCCUCAAAAUCCCAUGCAAUUCACCCUAAUAAAGAAAGUCACAAUCACCUUUGUGACAGCUUUUGCGUGCUUCAUAGUGUCCCUUUCAUCUUCAGCGUAUGCGGGUAGUACACAUGGAAUCAUGGUCGAAUUCGGUAUCAGCAAAGAAUUGGCUACCGCCGGUCUUUCACUAUUCGUCUUUGGAUUUUCUGUUGGGCCCCUUAUAUGGGCCCCUUUAAGUGAAAGCAUCGGCAGGCAAAGCCCGUUCCUGAUAUCCUUGUUGGGCCUCGCUGCCUUCUCCGGGGGCUGCGCUGGUGCCCAGAACAUCCAAAUGCUCUUGGUCAUGCGAUUUUUCGGUGGCUCCUUUGGCUCCUCGCCUUUGACAAAUGCGAGUGGCGUGAUUUCGGAUAUGUUUACGGCAAGGCAACGUGGCCUGGCAUUGUUGUCAUUUGCAUCAACUCCCUACCUAGGUCCCUGUCUUGGGCCAAUUAUUGGCGGCUUCUUGGAAAUGAAAGCAGGAUGGAGAUGGGUUGAGGGUUUCCUGUCAGCUAUCGCAGCACUGGCAUGGGUUCUUAUGCUUUUCUUUGUCCCUGAGACGUAUGCACCAGUCAUCCUGCGCAGACGUGCGAAAAAGCUAUCUUGUCUCACAGGGAAAUGCCAUGAAAGCAAACUCGACCUCCAGAUAGGGAAGAGCGCCACUAUAACGAAGAGAUUGAAGACGGUGGGCUUACGCCCAUGGAUGCUACUUCUCAGGGAGCCAAUUGUCCUAUUCCUUACGAUAUACGCUGCUCUUAUCUAUGGAACGCUAUAUAUGCUCUUCGAAGCACUCCCGAUAGUCUAUGAAGACUACAGAGGCUGGAAUAAAGGCGUUGGAAGUUUGCCCUUCAUCGGAGUCAUGAUAGGGGUGUUUUGCGGGGUUAUCUACAGCCUAUAUGAUAAUCAGCGAUACACCAAAAUGCAACACCAAUGCACCAACGGCGACUCUCCGGCUCCCGAAGCUCGGCUCCCACCUUGUAUGGCAGCAUCCCUAACAAUUCCUGCUGGACUUUUCUGGUUCGCAUGGACGAAUUCCCCAUCCGUCCAUUGGCUGGUCAGCGUUGCGUCCUUGAUUUCAUUUGGAUUCGGACUACUUCUCGUCUACAUGGGCAUUGUGAGCUAUCUCAUUGAUACGUACACCAUCUAUUCAGCCUCCGUCAUGGCCGGUAUGAGUGUCUUUCGAUUUGUGUUUGGCGCAGCGUUUCCUCUCUUCUCAAAUGCUAUGUAUGAACGGCUGGGUAUCCAUUGGGCUUCGUGCAUUCCGGCCUUCUUGUCUGUUUUAUGUAUGCCACUUCCAUUUCUGAUCUACAAAUACGGGCCUGAGAUAAGGAAACGAUGCAAGUACGCAGCACUGGCAGAGAAACAUCUACGUACUGUACGGGAAAUUGUGGUGGUGACUGAGCACGCUAACUAG